Molecule: messenger RNA, 930 nt
Organism: Seminavis robusta
Lineage: Eukaryota; Bacillariophyta; Bacillariophyceae; Naviculales; Naviculaceae
Source: the annotation of a GenBank genome assembly
AUGGGUGGAUCCAAUGAACUCCAUGGCGAUGGUCAAGAUAGCAGCUCUAGAGAUGUUGCGAAUCCACCAGACAAUCUUGACUUGUCAGCAGUAUUGGACAGCCUUAUCAAGCACACAGAGACAGAAACCACACAACAUCAGUACAGAGAUGAAGAAGAAUCGGAUGCCACAAAAGCUCAAGUAGCCGAGGAGGCGAAGAAGACACCCGCUGGUUUUUCUACCACCGAUAAUAGUACCACCGGCACCAAUGCAUCCCAACAAGCUACAAACGAAGCCAAGUCAGAAGAAGAGGAAGAUGGAGCAACAACAAAAAUCAGGGAGAAUGGGUCGGAACAAGCUGGUCUGAAAAUGGCAGAGCAUCCAACAGACGAACAAAGUAAUGCCGGCGGUGCCAAAAAUCCUCCUGUUGCAACUGUGGACUGUAGCCUACAUCAAACAGAUGAAGAAUUUGCUGCUAAAUUUGCUGCCAGACGCAGCAUGGAAAGAAAUUUUGGUGCUGGUAGAAUACAAGCUCCUCUGCUCACGGAUUGCUGCUUCAAGACAGAUCAAGCCAUCAAUGCAACAAAUUAUGACAAUAACCCAAAAAACGAUCAGACACCCAAGAAUUGUGCUGCCCAACCAGACCCCAGAGGACCAGGCACCUCAGAAUUGAACAUGGAACAAGGAAAAUGUCCACUAAAGCCACAACCUGUUGCCUCGAUUGCAACAUGCGGCAUCGGCUUGCAGCCGCAAGCAGCACAAAGUCCACACACAAACAAUAGUCCUCCAGCAAUGGUGCCAAACCAACCAGGAAAUUCACCUACCGAGCUGGUCUCAGUGUUACCCUUAAUCUUGAGUCGAGAAAGGCCACAAAGUCUUCCUGGAGCCUACAGAGGCGAAAACAUGCAGCUUGUUCAGAGCCUUGAUUUUGAUCUUGUGGGGGCUGGUUAG